Molecule: messenger RNA, 1732 nt
Organism: Kockovaella imperatae
Lineage: Eukaryota; Fungi; Basidiomycota; Tremellomycetes; Tremellales; Cuniculitremaceae
Product: cation efflux family-domain-containing protein
Exons: 7
Coding region: 1-1389 (462 amino acids)
Biological process (GO): monoatomic cation transport; transmembrane transport
Cellular component (GO): membrane
Molecular function (GO): monoatomic cation transmembrane transporter activity
Source: RefSeq, a predicted model, not a curated record
AUGCCGAAACGAAGGCACGCUUCGGGUCAACCCGGGUCUUCCUCUUCUGCUGGUCCAACACCAAGCUCCAGCUCGAAGCCUGCAGCGAGCAAAUCUGGACGCGAGGUUGAACUUAGCCACGCGCAUGAACACGACGACCACGAUGGGCACGACCAUCAUCAUCACCAUGGAAUAUUCUCAGCCCAUCAUCACGAUCAUCACGAGGGAGCGGAGCAGAUCAUGCAAGCUUUGGAAUCUGGCAAGAUUGAUAGAGGGACGAAGAUAACGUUACUCGGACUCGGAACCAAUGUCGGUUUGACCAUUACCAAGGGUCUCGCAGGUCUAUGGAUGAAUUCUGCAGCACUUGUUGCAGAAGCCGGACAUAGCUUGUCAGAUCUGCUAGGCGACAUUGUCACCUUGACAACUUGGCGAAUAUCACGGAGGAAGCCGACAGACAAGUACCCCCUUGGUUUCAGCAAGUUUGAAACGCUAGGUACCUUGACUGUCAGCUUUAUCCUUGUCGGCAGCGCAGCGGGCAUUGGACUGCAUUCCUAUCAUCUUCUCACACAGACUCUCAUACCCUUUCUCGAAUCCUAUCCCUCCGACUCAAUCCUCUCGACACUAGGUCGUAUAUUACCGCACGGCGUCCCUUCCCCACUCUUAGAAAUGUUUCACUCUCAUGGUCCAUCAGCUGACGGUCAUGACCACUCACACGGACUUCUUGGUCACUCGCACGAUCACAGCCAUUCUCUGGGCGAUCAUGCUCAUUCCCACGAAGCCGUCUUGAAUCCGCAUGCUGCUUGGUUCGCCGUGGGCAGCAUAGCCGUCAAGGAAUGGCUUUACAGGCUCACCGCGAAAGUCGCCAGGGAAGAGCAUUCACCAGUUCUCAAGGCCAAUGCCUUGCAUCACCGCGUGGACGCCAUGACUUCGCUGAUAGCUUUGGUGUCCAUCCUUGGGUCAUCAUUAGGCGGUUAUAGCUUCCUCGAUCCCAUAGGCGGCAUCGCAGUCUCGCUCUUUAUUCUUCGACAAGGUUUCGGUCUGACGAAACAAGCCCUGUUCGAGUUAUUAGAUCGAGGAGUAGACGAAAAGACAAGAGUAGCAAUGAAGAAGAUUGUCAAUGAAUUCGUGGACGGUAAACGUGUCCUCGAGAUAAAGAAUGUUCGAGGCGUCAAAUCGGGUGGACAAACGCUGGUUGACUUGACCAUCACCGUCCCGCCAACUAUGACGGUUGUCGACUCGCACUUGAUCGAGCACCAGGUCAGAGAUGCUUUGCUCCGCGCGCGAAAGGAAGUCAAAGAAGUCCGGAUACACGUCCACGUAGACGAGGACCCAGCGGAUGGUAAGAAGGAGACAGAUAAGGGAACAGAGGCAGUCGGCGUAUCUGAUUUUGGACGAGACGCGCAUUGGUAGGCAUGCGUCGAGAUGACCUUGUCUUGAGUAGGGUACAGAUAGAUGCACAUGAUUGCAUGUAGAUGCUUAAGAGUCUACAGCAGUAAUUAAAGUGUCCUUCCUCGCAAGCUUUUUUUCAUCCUCCCUCCAGCUUUCAGCUUUUAGAGCUUGACCCAGGAGCCACUGCCGCCUGAAACUCGACGUUUCUUCUCGCCGCCAAUGGUCAACCUUACACUCUUGACUUCGAAGCCACGGAAGUUGAGGUUGAGGACAGACGUCGGUACAUCAGACUCGUCAUCAGUCUCGAGCGACAUGUUGAGGUCCGAGAUGUUGUCUUCGAGAAUGUUGACAAUCUCUGCCUUCU